Molecule: messenger RNA, 384 nt
Organism: Eupeodes corollae
Lineage: Eukaryota; Metazoa; Arthropoda; Insecta; Diptera; Syrphidae
Product: holotricin-3-like
Exons: 1
Coding region: 1-384 (127 amino acids)
Source: RefSeq, a predicted model, not a curated record
AUGCGUGGUUUUGUAUUACUGUUUGUGAUGUGUGCGGCUGUUUUAAUAGCUUGUACAAAUGCUGACGAUGAAACGCAUCAGAGAAGCCUACAACGUCAACGAAGACAACUUUUAGGAGGUCUUGGGAGUCUGUUUGGAGGUGGAUUAGGUGGUGGUGGAUUCCCUGGUGGCAUUGGAGGAGGCUUUCCUGGAGGUUUUGGUGGAGGAUAUCCCGGUGGAUAUAGUGGUGGUUAUCAAAAUGGAUAUGGAGGUGGUUAUCAAAAUGGCUAUGGAGGUGGUUAUCCUGGUGGCUAUGGAGGCAACUAUGGUGGUGGCUAUGGUGGUGGUUAUGGUGGAGGCUAUGAUGGAGGAUAUGAUCAUCACCACCAUCAUCACGAUUACUAA